Messenger RNA from Bactrocera neohumeralis, 2922 nucleotides. RefSeq names its product traB domain-containing protein. Lineage: Eukaryota; Metazoa; Arthropoda; Insecta; Diptera; Tephritidae. The coding region runs from base 299 to 1990 and encodes 563 amino acids. The record is from RefSeq and is a predicted model, not a curated record. The transcript has 6 exons.
AACGACGUAAUAACAAAUUGAAGAAAUCUCCAAAGCAUCAGAAACGAGUACAAAGACGAGAAAGAAAUUUUCAAUUAAUUUUUGGUUUUUUGAAAAAUUUUGCAUUAUAAUUUAUAUUUUGUUAAUAGUGUACACACAACUGCAAAGCUUUAUGCACAAGCCAAAACGUUCAGAAUUAUUUUUUUGAUGGUAAAAAUAUAGUUGUAAGACUGCAGUUAUUGCUAAACAAAAAAUAUAGUAAAAAACAUAGAUAUCCUCCGAAAACCGAAUUUGUUUACGUAACCUAUUCUUCCAAAACAUGAACUUAUCAUCAUCUUCCAAUCGUGACAUGUCUCGGGCAGACUCCGAAACACCACCAUCAAGCGCUAGAAAUAAAAACAAAGGGCAACUCAAUGACACGUCACUAGGUGGCAGUAGCAUAUAUGAGAGCGCCUUGGAGAAUCUCACCGCUUAUACAUCUUUUGACGGAAGUGCCAAUGACAAUUCACUUUUCAAUGUAUCCACCGAUGCAACAUUAAACGGCGGCGAUUCACAUCGAUACAACACAACCACCGGAUCUUGCAGCUCUACUGCCACUCGUGAUUUGAAUAAAAACAUUAGCGCCAGUAUGCUGUUAAUACAGUCGGAGAGCACCGAGACAAAUGCAUCACAAGAAGAAGUUGAUCCAAAAUCCCAACUAGCAAAUAAGACAAUAUUUAAAACGGAUAAUCCAGAUUUGUCAAUUAUAGAAAUUAGUGAUAAUUCAAUUAAAGAGCAGGAAGCUGAAAAUUCCUUUUUCCUAAUCGAAUCUAAUGAUGACAGGGAUCAGCAGAAAAAUUUAUCUAAAACUGUUGGUGGGGCGAAACAAAAGAUUUCUCCUUUAAAAACUGCCGAUAAUGCUGCUACAGCAUCUUCGGAGAAUCGUCGUAAAAAAGCCGAAACACUCAUUCAAUCCAGUAAACAAACACUAAAUGUAGAUGUAGCUGAGGCAUUUGCUGCUGAAUCCAAAGCAGCUAGUGGUGAUACAAAUGACAUUGAUGAUGCGGUGCCAGAAGAAACACAUCCCGCAACCAAGCGUGAAAUAAAAUUAUACGACACCAUAGAAGAGUUCGAAGAAAAUUUGCCGUCGACUGUGACAGUGUUGGACACACCAUUCGGUAGCAGAGUUUAUUUGGUGGGCACAGCUCACUUCAGUGAGGAGUCGCAGGAUGAUGUCUCUUAUGUUAUACGCAAUGUCCGUCCAGAUGUGGUGAUGGUUGAACUAUGUCCGUCACGUGUACAUAUCUUGAAACUUGACGAAAAAACACUGUUAGAGGAAGCUAAAAACUUCAAUUUUGCUAAGAUUCGCAGCAUUAUACAGACACACGGUUACAUUAACGGCGUUUUCUUCAUCUUGUUAUUGCAAAUGAGUGCACAAAUCGCCAAGGAUUUGGGCAUGGCGCCGGGCGGCGAAUUUCGGCGAGCAUUCGAAGAAAUACACAGAAUUCCCGGUUGUAUGCUACAUCUUGGCGACCGACCUAUACGCAUCACCUUACAUCGGGCGUUGCGUGCUCUCACUUUGUGGCAGACAAUGAAGCUGGUAUGGCGCCUCACAUCCACCGACACCAUAAGUAUCGAAGAAGUGGAGGAAUGUAAACAACGCGAUUUGCUCGAAAAGCUGAUGCAAGAGAUGGCUGGAGAAUUUCCAGAGUUCUCGGAAGUAUUUGUGAAGGAGCGUGAUAUAUUUCUUUGCCAUUCAUUGCAGCUGGCAGCUUUACCACAAAUGCCAACCGAUGGCUCUGGUAUACCCCGACCAGUGCGCGUCGUUGGUGUUGUAGGUAUUGGGCAUGCUAAUGGCAUUGCGGAAAAAUGGGGAAAAGUGGAUCCAUCGUGCAUACCAGAGAUCAUGAAAAUACCACCUGGUCGUUUAAGUACACGCCUUGCUUGGUAUUCAUUCCAAGCUUCUCUUUGCAGUCUCGUACUGUAUCAAGGGUAUAGGAUUUUAAAGCCAUGCCUAAAACGUUUAUUUUAAUUGCUUUUCAAAGCGAUGAUAACUGCUGUGUGAAAAUCAUUAUCGAUUUACUUUUAAAACGUAGAUAUAUUUACACAUAUACAUAUAUAUAUAUAUAUAUAUACCUAUGUACAUAAAUGCUGUAACCGCAUCAAAACUAAUUUAAAAGCACAACAUUGUGUGAUCUCCACAUAAAUGUGCGCAUGAGUUGCGAAUGAUCAGAAAGAAAGAAUUUUAGUUAAAAUAAGAUAUUUAUAUAAGAUACGGCGAAUUUUCAGCUGUGUGAUCGUUCUCAAUACCUAUGUAUGUGUUACAUACGAAGCAUGCAAACAGUUCCAUACAAAUAUUGUAUUUUCAUUUAAUUUAAUUAAAUUGCACAAUGCAGUAAAGGAUAAUAAAAAAUUAAAGGUUUUCAAAGGCCGCAUAAUCGUUAUUGAGCCGCACUAAAAAUAGUAAAACAUUCGUUCAAAAGAAUAUACAUAUGUUGUACAGAAAUCUUAAAAAAAUGUGUGAUUGAAACUAUCAAAAUUAAAAUACAUAAAAUAAGUGUAGAAACUAGGAAAAAAAUUUUGAAAAACAAAAAUACUGGUUAAUUGUAGAUUACUAAAUGCGUUCGCAGAUCAAUAAGUUUUAGAUGUGCCCCAGGUAAACUGAUAGUUACGUCAAAGCCAGCCUGCCCGGAUUUACAAAACAUUGCGUCUAUCAGCCCAACAUUCCCAGUAGUAAAAUGUAUGAUCGUAGAAUAUUCCAAACAUGUCGAAAGCUAUUAAGAUCACAUUUUAAAAUCAAUGUGGACCCUAAAAUAUAACAUAUACUAUAUACAUAUGUAUAUAUUUUUUGUAGUUUUAAAAUGUUGUAUAAGCAUAGAUGUACGCUUGUCUGUAUUCUGUAAUGUAAAACUGUCAUAAAUACAAACCAAUGCAAAAGCACAUAUAUAUUUAUGUCAUAAAAUA